GCGGCCGCCGCGGUUGCCUCCCUUAGCCACCAGUGCUCCCGACUCGGCUCCUCAGGAGGGAGCGGCCAGUGGGCCCGUAUCUUGUCAGCGAGGUUCGAGGCCGGGCUGCCGUGGCCACCUCCUCCUGGUACCUGGGCCGCCCGGAGGAGCCGGGGCCGGAGCACCGUGGGCUGACUGACCCGGGGAGCUGACACCGCUGGACACGAAGGCGGAGGCGCGCGUCUGGCAGUCGCCUGGAGCCGAGAGGAGGCCGAGGGGACCAUGUCCGGGAGGAACCUCCACCUCUCCACCACCGAACGCGUCAUCAAAGCUGUUCCCUUUCCUCCAACCCAACGGCUUACUUUGAAGGAAGUAUUUGAGAAUGGGAAACCUAAAGUUGAUGUUUUGAAAAACCAUUUGGUGAAGGAAGGGCGACUGGAAGAGGAAGUAGCCUUAAAGAUAAUCAAUGAUGGGGCUGCCAUCCUGAGACAAGAGAAGACUAUGAUAGAAGUAGAUGCACCAAUCACAGUGUGUGGUGACAUUCAUGGACAGUUCUUUGACCUGAUGAAAUUGUUUGAAGUUGGAGGAUCACCUAGUAACACACGCUACCUCUUUCUGGGUGACUAUGUGGACAGAGGCUAUUUCAGUAUAGAGUGUGUGCUGUUUUUAUGGAGUUUAAAGAUUAAUCAUCCCAAAACAGUGUUUUUGCUUCGAGGAAAUCAUGAAUGCAGACAUCUUACAGAAUAUUUCACCUUCAAACAGGAAUGUCGAAUCAAAUAUUCUGAACAGGUGUAUGAUGCGUGUAUGGAAACAUUUGACUGUCUUCCUCUUGCUGCCCUCUUAAACCAGCAGUUUCUGUGUGUACAUGGAGGGAUGUCACCUGAAAUUACUAGUUUAGAUGACAUUAAGAAAUUAGACAGGUUUAAAGAACCUCCAGCCUUUGGGCCAGUGUGUGACCUGCUUUGGUCUGAUCCUUCAGAGGAUUAUGGUAAUGAAAAGACCUUGGAGCACUAUACCCACAACACUGUCCGAGGGUGCUCUUAUUUUUACAGUUACCCUGCAGUUUGUGAAUUUUUACAGAACAAUAAUUUGUUAUCAAUAAUCAGAGCCCACGAAGCCCAGGAUGCUGGGUAUCGAAUGUACAGGAAGAGCCAAACAACAGGCUUUCCAUCACUCAUUACAAUUUUCUCUGCCCCCAAUUACCUAGAUGUCUAUAAUAAUAAAGCUGCUGUGCUAAAAUAUGAAAACAAUGUCAUGAAUAUCAGGCAGUUUAACUGUUCUCCACACCCCUACUGGCUUCCAAACUUUAUGGACGUUUUCACAUGGUCUUUGCCAUUUGUUGGGGAAAAAGUCACAGAGAUGCUGGUUAACAUUCUCAACAUAUGCUCUGAUGAUGAAUUGAUUUCUGAUGAUGAAAUUGAAGAUCACUACAUUUCAAGCUAUCGGAAAGGAGGCACUACAGUUCGAAAGGAGAUCAUCAAGAAUAAAAUCAGAGCCAUUGGGAAGAUGGCACGGGUCUUUUCAAUUCUGCGGGAAGAGAGUGAGAGUGUGCUGACUCUCAAGGGCCUGACUCCAACAGGGACACUCCCUCUAGGUGUCCUCUCAGGAGGAAAGCAGACUAUUGAGACAGCCACAGUAGAAGCGGUAGAGGCCCGGGAAGCCAUCAGAGGGUUUUCGCUUCAGCACAGGAUCCGGAGUUUUGAAGAAGCCCGAGGUCUGGACCGAAUUAACGAACGGAUGCCACCCCGAAAAGACAGCCAGUACCCCGAUGGGCCAGUGAAAUUGGUGGCCCCUGCACAACCCAACGCUGUGCACAGGAGCGACAGGGGGAGAAGAGCCAGUAAUGACGCAGAGCCCUGCUGUGGCACAGGUGGAUCCAAAACUUAAGAACAAAUUUUAUUUAUUAUUGGAAAACAAAACAAAAACAACUUUAACAACUUAAACCUGGAGGUGCAUUCAUAAUUCAGUCUGCAUUUAUGCUGUAAGAAAGGUGACCAUUUUAUAAAUUGUUUUUAAUUUAUGUUUAAUAUAUAUAAAAAGUGCAUCUGUUUUGUUUUUCCCUUUUUUUUCCCCUAAUUUUUAGGAACUGAUCUGAUUGUCUGAUACAUAUGUGAAGUCUUGUGCUACAAAGGGGACCUUCCCCUAAUAAAAGGGCCUUGGAAACCUCCACCCUGGGUUUCUGACUUGAACUAGC
Neomonachus schauinslandi (Hawaiian monk seal) is the source of this 2173-nucleotide messenger RNA. It is a transcript of the gene PPP3CC, whose product is annotated as protein phosphatase 3 catalytic subunit gamma. Gene Ontology annotation, biological process: calcineurin-mediated signaling. Gene Ontology annotation, cellular component: cytoplasm; calcineurin complex. Gene Ontology annotation, molecular function: calmodulin binding; calmodulin-dependent protein phosphatase activity. The coding region runs from base 262 to 1866 and encodes 534 amino acids. The transcript has 15 exons. The record is from RefSeq and is a predicted model, not a curated record. NCBI's taxonomy places the organism in Eukaryota, Metazoa, Chordata, Mammalia, Carnivora, Phocidae.